AUAUUCCACCCAACACACCAAAAUUCGACAUCCUUUUAAUAAAAAAACGGAAGCCGAAGAAACCCUCCCUGAGCUGCAAAAUCUCAAAAGAAGACUCCAAAUUGAAACGAAAGAAAGAAAGAAAAUGUUUCCUUUACGGGGCCUAACCUCCACUCCACUCCCUCCUCUCCAUCUCAAAACCUCCCAUCCCCUCCCUCCACUAAAUGCCACCAUUUCAACCGCCAUAACCAACAAAUUCUCCAUCUCCGACCAGGACCUGGAAUCCCGAGGCUUCAACCUCCACCGCACGAUUGCAGACCUCAAUUUGGACCACCUCAACAAGGUCUUCGUAGCGGUUGGAUUCCCCAGACGGGACCCGCAAAAGAUCAGGCUGGCGUUGGAGAACACAAACUCUCUUUUGUGGGUGGAGUACAAGAAGACCCAGAAGCCAGUUGCAUUUGCUAGAGCAACCGGUGAUGGUGUUUUCAAUGCUAUUAUUUGGGAUGUUGUGGUUGACCCAUCUUUUCAAGGGAUUGGGUUAGGGAAAGCUGUAAUGGAGAGGUUGAUGGAGGAGUUGUUAGAGAAGGGUAUUAUUAAUAUCGCUUUGUAUUCGGAGCCUCGGGUUCUCGGGUUUUACAGGCCUUUGGGGUUUGUGGCAGAUCCUGAUGGGAUUAAAGGGAUGGUGUACUCAAGAAAAAAGAAUAGCAAGAGAUGAUUUUAAUUCAAUUCACUUUGCUAUUGUCGUUCUAGAGUGUUUAUUUUUUGGGUUGGUUUUGUUCUGGUGAUAGUGACGAUGAUCUGUGUUCCAUUUUGAGUUGAAGGUUUUGCUAGUAUUACAUCUCCCUAUAGUGGAGAGGCAUAAAUACGAUGAUUGUUCUGGAAAGAGAAAUCUCAAAGCUCAAAUUUGGACCAAAUCCUCAGCUUAUAAGUAGAACAACCUGUGACUGAACAUAAAGGAGUCAGUGCAGAGUUUGUGUAUGGAUGUGAAUUCAUGUAGUCAAUAGCGCAAUUCCAGAUUUUCACUGCCCUUUGCUAUUAAUCACAAAAUUUGAACUUAAGGCAGGAAGGAACAGUGAAUGCUGGGGUUGAAAUAAACGCGGUUCGUCAUAACACUGCUGGACAAGGUAAACCAAAAAUCAGAAACGAGGCAGGUCCAGGUGAGUUAUGCUUAGCUCAGGUUAUGUUAGAUUAGCUUGUCUUUGAGAUUGCAAUCUGCUUCACUUUGAUUCUUGAUAGACCAAACCUGAUCCUUUUUCUUUUGGGGUUGAGGGUAUAUCAUAUAUGAUACAUGAAAUUGUAACCCUAUAUCUUAACAGAAGAGAUAAGGUAAUUAGGCCAGAGACCAUAUUAUUUAUAAUGAAAAGUGUUUUGACA
This is a messenger RNA of Populus nigra (black poplar), 1353 nucleotides long. Its product is annotated as GCN5-related N-acetyltransferase 1, chloroplastic. The transcript has a single exon. Gene Ontology annotation, molecular function: N-acetyltransferase activity. The record is from RefSeq and is a predicted model, not a curated record. Gene Ontology annotation, cellular component: cytoplasm. Lineage: Eukaryota; Viridiplantae; Streptophyta; Magnoliopsida; Malpighiales; Salicaceae. Bases 125 to 694 code for a protein of 189 amino acids.